This is a messenger RNA of Medicago truncatula (barrel medic), 1626 nucleotides long. Its product is annotated as U3 small nucleolar RNA-associated protein 25. The coding region runs from base 107 to 1498 and encodes 463 amino acids. The transcript is spliced from 17 exons. Gene Ontology annotation, molecular function: rRNA binding; U3 snoRNA binding. The record is from RefSeq and is a predicted model, not a curated record. Lineage: Eukaryota; Viridiplantae; Streptophyta; Magnoliopsida; Fabales; Fabaceae. Gene Ontology annotation, cellular component: nucleolus; small-subunit processome. Gene Ontology annotation, biological process: maturation of SSU-rRNA from tricistronic rRNA transcript (SSU-rRNA, 5.8S rRNA, LSU-rRNA).
UUAAUCGUGAGGUGGCGAUUAUAAUUUCAAAAGAGUUUCUUAUCUGUUCACUCUCUCCAUUUUCCUUUCACUCUCACCUCACUGCUUCAAUACAAACUCUAGCACUAUGACGAAGCCUCGACAUUUUUUUUUUCGAUCCAAGUCUCGUAGGUUUUCCAUGGCUAUUCCGAACAAGAAACGAAAAAGGAAAGAAGUUAGAAGGAAGGAUGAAGAGAUACAAACUGAUAAUUUGUUGAAGCCACAAGUGAUUGACAAAGAUGCUCCUAUAAGCAAUGUUGUGGAUGAUUCUAAGCCUUUGAGCAAAUUUGAUUUACAUUUGCAGCAUAAAUUAUCUGAUGAAGAUACGGGAGAUAGAGGCAUGCAGAUUAACUUGAAUAAAGACAAUUUAUCCUCGACUAUAGCAAAUGAUGAUGGUUCAAAGGACAAACUUAUAACAUCCAAGGCUUUUGUUAACCUGUUCAAUCAUCCUAGUCUGACGGAAGAAUUAAUGCUCCAUUGGGGGGAAGUCAACCAGGAAUAUGGAGGCUUAUAUAGCGAGCAUGGGGAGUCCAUUUCAACUCAACAAGUUUGGUUUUUCGACCAAUGCAGCACCUACCGGGAUAUCCUUUUUGCUAACAAGACACCAUUCUAUCUAGAAGGCAGUGAAGAUGUAGAUAUCAUGGGUGCAUAUAUAGUGCAUGCUCUCAAUCAUGUCUUUAGAACUAGAGACUGUAUUGAUAAGAAUGAUGCCAAAAUUGCUGAGCUUGGAGCGGAUGUUGAUAGUGAGAGAUUCCAAGAUCAAGGUUUUACUCGUCCUAAGGUUUUAAUUUUGUUACCAUUUGCAAGCAUUAUGUACGAUGUUGUAAUGAGCCUUAUAAAACUUACACCUUCAGCCGAGGUCGAUGAGGAGAGUCUCAAGUUAUUUUCUGAUAAAUAUGGAGGUGAAGAACAGAAAGAUAGCAAGGAAAAGGGACAAGAGCCUGAUAAUGAAGACCCUAAACCGGAGGACUUUAAGUUGCUUUUCAAAGGCAAUAGUGAUGAGAAAUUUAUAACUGGCAUACAAUUCACCGGGACUACCAUCAAGCUGUCAGAUGAUUUAUUUUCUUCCGAUUUCAUUAUUGCUUCACCAUGUCGUUUGGUUGAUGAAAUUGAUGUGGGAAAUGUAGAUAUUCUGUCUUCCAUAGAGAUUCUCAUUAUUGAUCACGCAGAUAUAAUAGCAAUGCAGGAUUGGUCUCAUGUUAAUACCAUUAUUCAACAGUUAAACCGUGUGCCCGAUGAGCUGCCCAAUGCAACAAUGCGCAUUAGACCAUGGUAUCUUGAAGAAGAGGCCCAAUUUUACAGACAAACAAUGAUUCUGGGUUCUUAUUCAAAUAAAGAUAUACUCGAGUCGUUCAAUAGGAGUUCUAAUUAUGAAGGGAAGAUGAUGAGGCUGAUGUCUGAGUAUAAAGGUGUAAAUGAAUGGUUCUCUAAACUUUGGGAGAUGGAUAAAGCAGAUGUAAGGACAAGGAUGUUUAGCUGAAGGAGUUUGGUCCUUGGAUAACUAUUUUAUAUUUUGAUGUUUUCAGAUAACACAAAAACAAUUUCUUUUAUUCCCUAAAAAGCUUGUACCUUGUACUUAAUAAAUACCAAAGACAAUUAUCUGUUAAA